CACAGUAAAUUCCAGGCAGUUUCCAAUGAGAGUAGCGCUUCCCGUUUCCCAGAACUUUGCCUAACCUGGUGCCGCCUCUCUCUCUCUCUCUUAUGGAUUAUUCAAAUCUCUUGUCAUUAAAUAUUCAGGAUGGUUCAGCCCAGUGGGAUUUACAAAAGGAACAGACGCAAGUGUAAAAUGGCCACGCCAAAGAAAGUGAAAGAGGUCAAGUCAAUCUGGGAAUUAGUGAUUUGAGGAAGAAAACCUCAAAAUGGUUUUGGACCGCUCGCUGGUUGCUGCAAAGAACGGGGACCUGCUAACGCUGCAGGAUUUGCAGAAACAGGGCUUGAUCCAACUGAAGGUAACCGACCAUCUCGGAGCGACUCCAGUCCAUCACGCCGCUCGAUCCGGCCAACUGAGCGCCGUGAAAUUCCUGGUGGAAGAGGCGAAACUACCCGGGAAUAAGCGAGCCAAGAAUGGGGCUACUCCGGCACACGAUGCAGCGGCCACCGGGAAUUCGGUCUGUUUGCAGUGGCUGCUCACUUCAGGAGGCUGCCACAUCCAGGAUAAAGACAGUUCCGGAGCUACGGUCCUACACCUUGCUGCAUGGUUUGGGCAUCAGGAUAUCACAGAGUGGUUGUUGAAAAGUGGAGGCAGUGAUCCAACAGCGGCAACAGACACCGGAGCCCUGCCUGUGCACUAUGCUGCUGCCAAAGGUGAUCUCCCAUCAGUACGACUGCUGCUUGGACACUGUCCCAAUGUUGUAAAUACACAAAUGAAAAAUGGUGCCACUCCACUCUAUUUGGCCAGUCAGGAAGGACACCUGGAGGCUGUUGAAUACCUUGUGAAAGAAUGUGGAGCAGAUCCACAUCUCCGGGCCAAUGAUGGGAUGACUGCGCUCCACUCAGCAGCACAGAUGGGACAUAACACUGUCAUUGUCUGGCUGGUGAGCUUUUCAGACAUUAGUCUGUUGGACCAGGACGACGAAGGGGCCACAGCUUUGCACUUUGCAGCCAGUCGAGGACAUGCCAAAGUUCUCAGUUGGCUAUUGCUACAUGGAGGUGAGAUUGUCACGGACAACUGGGGCGGCACCCCGUUACACGAUGCUGCAGAGAACGGGGAACUAGAGUGUUGUCAAAUCCUAGUGGUCAAUGGUGUCGAUCUGACUGUUCGUGAUCGUAACGGUUACACAUCUGCAGAUCUAGCUGAGUACAAUGGACACAGUCAAUGUGCCAAGUACCUCAAGACUGUUGAGAACAUGAGCGUGGAGCACCGGGUCUUGUCUCGAGACCCAUCUGUGGAUCUUGAAUACAAGCAGAUUGACUCGGGCAUGUCAUCCCCCAACACCACUCUCUCAUCGCAGCAGCAAGCCAGGUUCGACUCAGGUUCACCAUCCAGCACUCUGUCCAACUACGAUUCCUGCCACUCGAGCCAGUCCAGUACGAGAGAGAAAAGGAGCAGCUGCCAGGGCCCAGGGCAAGGGCCAGCAGCUGUUACAGAGAUGGACACGUACGUAAACAUGUUGAAUCCUGAGGUGAGCCAGCAGAAGGGCAAGGCAGCUGAAGACAAUGCCCUUCCCCCACCUCCCACCUUUCCUGCACCAACCCCACCAGUGACCUCUAACCCACCGCCCCCACCUCCCACCUACCCAGCACCAACCCAUCCGGAGGCAAACCCAUCUUCAGACGAGAACAUGGCCACAAAGAGUCAUCCUCAACACUCUGUUAACGAAACGCCAAAAAGACAUGAGUUAAACCUCAAUGAAAUAAAUCCAAAUAGACUGAGAAGAGUAGAAUCAAAUCGAAAAUCCAGAAGUUUUAACAAAGAGCCCAGCACAGCAGAUUACUACAAGAGUCUAGGAGACGACACAGAGGAGAAAAACCGAAUGGUACCCAAUGAAGAGGGCUCUCUUGUAUCUCAGGAGGGGCUGAGGAAUGAAAGUAUACCAGAAAACCAAACAACCAAUGAAAUACCUGCCCCUCCACCCCCUCCCCCACUCCCUGAAGGUGGGCCAGUCCCUCCUCCUCCACCCCCUCCCUUGCCAACUACAGAGACCCCACCACAGCCCAGCAACCAACAGCAUCAACCAUCAUCAUCUGUGGCAAGUGCAAAAUCUUUCAACAUGAUGUCUCCUACAAGUGAUAACUCUGACUUACUGGCGGAGAUCAAAGCUGGGAAAAACCUGAAGCCAACUGCGCAGAGUAAAGGAUGUACCGUGGUCUAUGCAAGUUCUGCAACAAUGCCUGAACAUGCAAAGCGCCAGGUCGGUAGUCCAACUGAGCCAGUUGUAAAUGGCAUGGCAGCAUCACAGGCAUUGGAUGUCGAAUCUCUCAUACCAACUCAUGAUGAACAGGGAACCCCGAUCCCAGAGUGGAAGAGGCAGGUGAUGGCACGGAAAUUGCAGGUUAAGAUCCAGGAGGAGGAAGAGCAGAAACGUCGAGAAGACCAGGAAAAAGCUCGUUUUGCUAAUAUGCCGGCUUGGAAGAGAGAUAUCGUGAAGAAGAAACUGGAUGAAGAAAGGGAGAAAAAGAGGAAAGAGGAAGAGAAGUUGAAGAAGGAUGAAGAAGAUAAACUGAAGGAACAAUCAGAGAUACUGCGGAAUCUUGGUUAUGACGAGUCAAAAUUGGCACCGUGGCAACGACAACUCAUCCUGAAGAAAGGAGACCAAGCGAAGCAAGAAUAAUAAUCUCCCUUGGAGCAAUCUUCCAUUUCUGCUGUAGCGUAGAUUGUGCUGUUCAGUAGGAGGCAGUUCGGAGGGGUUAAUUCAUUGCUAUACAUGCUGGGCCCAACACAGCAGAGUCCAUUGCUAAAUAGUAGCUUUCCUCAGAUCAUGUCACACCUCUGUAAGUUACAAGCCAAAAUUCACAGUUUGAGGAGAUUCUUUCAUGCUUUGAUCUGUACUUGCAUUUCUCACAUGACCUAUUAUCCCCAAUUCUCAGCAUUCUCACGUUAAUUGCUUGAGCACAAUGUUCUGUUGUGGGAUGAGUGAUUGAGAGCUGUUUACUGUCAUGGUGAUAAUAGUUUGUACAUCCAAAACCCUGAACAAAACUUAAUUCUGAAAGAAUGUAUUCCCAGUAUAAUUAAUCCUUUUUCCAUCAUAAAAUGACAGUCUGAUUUUAAAUUAUGGGGUAUGUUAGAUAAACACACUAAUGCCCUAAUGUAUCAGACAUAAUGGGAACUGCAGAUGUUGGAGAAUCCGAGAUAACAAAGUGUGGACCUGGAUGAACACAGCAGGCCAAGCAGCAUCUUAGGAGCACAAAAGCUGCCGUUUCGGGCCUAGACCCUUCAUCAGAAAAAGGCCUAAUGUACAGUGUUUUGCAUUGAGUGUGUUGGAUAAUUAAUUUAGUUUGUGUUUGUUAAAGGGAAGGUUAACAAGAGUAAGUAUUGACUCAGUUGGUGAAUGAAUUGCCCAAGUUUAGAACAGAGCAAAAGAAAUUAGCACGGUCCAUAGCUCAAUCUGUGGUGUGUCAGCUCAUCUCAGCCGGGUCCGAGAGACAUCACUCCGCUAAGGUUAGAUUCAGGAAAAAGUCAGAAGUCACACAAAGCCAGGUUAUAAUCUAACAAGUUUAUUUGAAGUCAUGAGCUUUCGGAGCACUGCUCCUUCAGUGGACUUCACAUGAAGCAGCAGCAGCACUCUGAAAGCUUGUGAUUUCAAAUAAACCUGUUGGACUAUAACCUGGUGUCGUGUGGCCUCUGGCUUUCAUCCACCCCAGUCCAACACCAGCACCUCCACAUCAUAGAUUCAGGAAAGGCAAGGUUUGACCAGUUGGUGAGGUUCCCAAUGUUUGAUGCCUAUUGCAGACAGAGCUGUAAUCCCUGCCAUAGUCUAUCACAUACCCCAUUAAAACCCAUCAUGAAUAGGAACAAAGUCAUGCAUAAAAUAGAUGGGGAGUAAAGCUGGGCUGUACAAUUGCAUCUGGCAUCUUAGCUUAGGUAAAGAGGGUGUUUGGUGUCUGUGGAUCCAUACCUCUAUAUCAACACUGACAGGGCAGGGAAGAAAGAUAUGCACCAUAUAAUACUUCUUAACGCAGUUUAGCAGACAGAACAUGAAACAGUUGAGUCCAUAUCAAAACAUUACUGAACAGCACUACUUACUUUGUUAGCUGCCUGAUAGGGUUAUUCAAAGGAAUGGUUUAUCUCUGAGCAAUGAUGACAUGAUAGACAAACACAAUUGCAGGGACUCCUAUCUGGACCCUGGCACAUUGCCUAUCUAUCAAUGUUGUAUAUAAUCAAAGAAUGACCACUUAUUUUACUUAUGUGUAGCAUAACUGUUCUCCAGACAUUAAUGUGCACACAGGGGAUAUAUCCCUUGUAAAGAUAUGCUCAUGAUGUUAUUUACAACACAGUUUGUGAAUGUUAUAUAUUUUCUUGAAUGCCAUAACAAUGUAAUGGAAAGAAGCAGUACAGAUAUCAUUGCCAUUAGCUUAUUUUCCACGACUGGAGAUCUUUCUGCAUCUUUUUAUUUUGCAUCCUUGUGCAGUUAGUUUCUCAGCAGCUGUGUCUCUUGCCCAAAAUGUCUCGACCAUUUAAAAUAAAUCAGUGAAAUAAC
Stegostoma tigrinum is the source of this 4528-nucleotide messenger RNA. RefSeq names its product espin (gene espn). Gene Ontology annotation, biological process: actin filament bundle assembly. Lineage: Eukaryota; Metazoa; Chordata; Chondrichthyes; Orectolobiformes; Stegostomatidae. Bases 251 to 2662 code for a protein of 803 amino acids. Gene Ontology annotation, cellular component: cytoplasm. The record is from RefSeq and is a predicted model, not a curated record. Gene Ontology annotation, molecular function: actin filament binding. The transcript has 14 exons.